GGCCCUGUUGCCUGGCAACCAGGUGGCAGCGUCCCUUGAGCCCAGGCCACAUAGCUGUACCCAGCCCUGCCCGGCUCCUCCCAGGCCUGCAGGACCCCUCCCUGAGGCCUUGUCCUUACUCCCCACCACCAGGACAGCCGCAGCUCCGGUCACAAUGAACGUCAUCUUCUCUAGGGACAGCCAGGUGAGGGUGAUGGAGAACACCGUGACCAAUGCUGAGAAGUACUUUGGGCAGUUCUGCUCGCUGCUGGCUGCCUACACGCGCAAGACCGCCCGGCUGCGGGACAAGGCGGACCAGCUGGUCAAGCGGCUCACCGACUUCGCCAACUCCGAGAACCCUGAGCUGCGCGCCACCAUGAGGGACUUCGCCGAGGACCUGGCCAAGGUGCAGGAUUACCGGCAGGCCCAGGUCGAGAGGCUGGAGACCAAGGUGGUCAACCCCCUGAAGCUCUACGGGGUGCGGAUCAAGCAGAUGCGGGCUGAGAUCAAGAAAUUCAGACACGUCCGAAAUCAUGAGAUCAAACAACUGAAAAAGCUGGAGAAACUGAGGCAGAAGUCACCCUUGGAUCAGCAAAUGAUCUCCCAGGCGGAGACCAGCGUGCAAAGGGCUGCCGUGGACUCCAGCCGCACCGCCCUCCAGCUGGAGGAGACGGUGGACGCCUUCCAGAGGCAGAAGCUGAAGGACCUGCAGACUUUUUUUUCCGAUUUUGUAACUAUUGAGAUGGUUUUCCACGCCAAAGCGGUGGAGGUGUAUUCCAGUGCCUUCCAGACCCUAGAGAAGUAUGACCUGGAGCAGGACCUGCAGGAUUUUAGAGCCAAGGUGCCAGGAGUUUCUGGGCGUCAUGACACGUGGCCGCUUGCCAGCACCAACACCUCUCCAUCUGCCCCUCAUUCUCUCGCCAGCCAGGGACCUUUGCAGGUCCAGCUGAAAAGGGCAAAUAAAGGCCCUGAAUAGCCGGAUGCCAAUCGUGGCAGGUUUGGUCUCCGUGAGAGGGGUGAGGGGCAGCCAACCCACUGUGUGUGGCAGGGUGGGUGUCUCAUGCGCCCAGGACAAUUCUCUCAAAAGACGGUAGGGGAGGUGCAAUCCCCAGCUGUUUAAUCCCAGACUGCCCGGAGGCUUUUUUCAUAUUUUCCUGUUCUUUUCUCUUUGUCUUUGUUGCAUUGGGUUAAUUCGAGGACCUUGUCUUCGAGCUCUGAAUGUCCUUCUUCUACUUGUUCAAUUCGAUUGCUGAGACUUCCCGGAGCAUCACGCACUUCUGUGAGUGUGUCGGAUGUUUCCUGAAGUUUUGAUUGUUUUUCUUUAUGCUAUCUGCUUCUUGGUCCGAGCCCACUCCUCCUGGCGGUGUGAGCCUGGGAAAGUCACCUAGCCUGUCUGUGCCUUAGAGUCCUCGCCUGCAGAGUGGCUCAGAACAGUAACCUCUGUGCGCGGCUGUGCCGAGCGUCCACGAACAGAUCUACGCCACGCGCAGAAAACCCGGCCUGUCGCACAACGGACCCUCCAGACUUGUUGCUGCCGUUAUUAUUAUUGAUGCCACUGUCGUUUUAUUAUCAUUAUUAUUUAGAGUGCUCAGAGCACCAUAGGGGACCCGAGAAAAGAGGAGGAGGAGAGUGAAGACGACUCCAUGGAGGAGGCCCCUGUGGAGGACCUCAGGGCACUGGGGCAGGAACCCCAUAAAUAGGAAGAGAACUGCCCACAACAGUCGGAAGAACUGAGCCGGCCUCGGAUCCUCAGGUGGGCUCUGCUGUGUGUCCUCAGACAAGCCACCUGUCCUCCGAGCCUCAGUUUUCUCAUCUGUACCGCGGGACCAGUAUCGCUCACCUCAGAGCUUGCUCCGGGGAACUGCUGCGCCUGGCACAUAGCAGGUGUUGAAUAAAUGCUCCUGACUCUCA
Callithrix jacchus (white-tufted-ear marmoset) is the source of this 1890-nucleotide messenger RNA. NCBI's taxonomy places the organism in Eukaryota, Metazoa, Chordata, Mammalia, Primates, Cebidae. The record is from RefSeq and is a predicted model, not a curated record.